This is a messenger RNA of Pseudozyma hubeiensis SY62, 519 nucleotides long. RefSeq lists its product as hypothetical. The record is from RefSeq and is a predicted model, not a curated record. Bases 1 to 519 code for a protein of 172 amino acids. The transcript has a single exon. NCBI's taxonomy places the organism in Eukaryota, Fungi, Basidiomycota, Ustilaginomycetes, Ustilaginales, Ustilaginaceae.
AUGUACUUCGCUUCCAUCCUUGCUCUCGUCACCUUCGCGAUCUCCUCCACCAUCGCCUUACCCGCCUCGACCUCCCCCAACCACAUCCCCAUCCCCGCUCCCGGCACUCAACCCGGCUGCGGCCCCGCCGGCUGUCACAACCCCACCGGAACCUUCGGCCUGCAACGCAACAACCACAUCUACCACUCUCUUUGCGAUCAACACCGUCCCUCUGCCAAACACGAUCAUCGCGUCAAAGCCUGCUUCGACACGCAACUCAAACUCGAACGGUACCUCUCCGCUCCCAGCCCUCGAAAGCUCCACGGUUUCAUCGACGGUAGCGACACCAACUUCGUCCUCUUCGCAGGUGAAAUCGUCACUCUGGACGAGACGUUGGAGAUUCACGUGGACAAGGUCAAGGGUGACAAGAAGGCCGAGGAACACGGUUGUGCGAGGGUCAAGAUCUAUCAUUUGCCAAAGUGGACCUUGGAGCUGGAUGAAGUUUGGUGCGCUGGACACGAUGAGCCGAUCCAGCUCUAA